Molecule: messenger RNA, 810 nt
Organism: Moesziomyces aphidis
Lineage: Eukaryota; Fungi; Basidiomycota; Ustilaginomycetes; Ustilaginales; Ustilaginaceae
Source: the annotation of a GenBank genome assembly
AUGAAGGAGGCGUUCAGUAUGCCCCUACAGGGAUGGGAUGCCAUGCGAAUCCUGACGCAAAUCACCGCACUUCAAUCCAUCCACUACGUCGUACUAGCCGCCGUCAUCCCGGCUUUGCUGGCAGUUUUUGCAGAUACAGCAUCGUUGAUGUUUGAAGGUGGCCCUACGCAGGUAGGCAUGCUGUUCGAUUGGCGUCAACUUGCAGGUGAGCCGACAUACGACUGGUCCCCACCCUCGCGCGAGAGUUGGAACUGGAACAACUCCUCCCCCGAUCCAAUCGUCGAUCCAGCCAUGUUUGCCCAAUGGAACCUGGACAAUGUCUGGAUCAACUCCUCCUCCAUCCUCGACCACCACAACAUCAUCCGUCUCAAAGCAGCCAAACCCAACCAAGACCAAGAGAAUGACGACGCCAGUGUCGAGGAGCACGUAGAGCAUUGGGAAUGGAGUCAUACAAAGGACUCUGCCCGUAGCUGGACACUCAUCUUGACCUGGCUAGCUACAAUACCCCUCGACACAAUCCUCCUAGUCUACCUCGUUCGUCGCCCAACCCACAUCCUAGACCACACUGCCACUUUUCACCUCGUCAACCUCAUCGUAACCUCCCUCUACACAAAGCAGGUCCCAACAAGCAUAACCUGGUGGGGCAUCAUGCUCGCACACGCAGCUGCAACUGUGGUGCUCACAGAACAAGCCGCCAUCAAGAGGGAACUCAACAGAUCCGUCGGGUAUAAUCUUGUUGGCGGUGCAGAUGAUCAACACACGCAGAUGGUCUGGGACGCCCCACAGGAUAUCCCCCUCAAACCGUUGUAA